AUGUCGGCAGAACCUCAGUGUAAGAGCCUACAAGGUGAGCACCAAGUGGACCAAGUCCGAGAGGAUCUUGCCUUACUGUGUGGCGGAGUGACAAGUCUGAGACUGGAGGAGUUUGAUACAGGAGAAAGGGAUGUAUCUGUGUACUACCAUAACGAGGUUGUUUUUGAGCUGAUCCCGAGCUCUAACCCAGCGUCCCAGGACAACAGUCAGGACUGGGAGGACCUGGUGGAGGGUGUCGUCAGGCCUGAGGGCUCAUGGGAAGACUUCUGUCAGGAGGACCUGGAUUCAUAUGCUGAUGUCCCACCUGACUUACUUGAAGAGCCUGCAUCAGAAGACACCAUGGGCAGGUACAGGGCCCAGCUGCCUGCUCUACAGGCCAUGUGUGACAGACUCAAACCCAAGAUGGUCCAGGAUCCUUUCAUCAGUUCACAAGGAAAGGGCUACUACUCAGAGAAGGACAUAUUCAAAGAAGAUAUGAGUCCCACGGAGUACAAAGUUGAUGUAGUAGAGAACCAUGUGCUAGGGGAAGUGUUUGAGAAACAACCCCUUUUGGAUGCAGAGGUAGGCGAGUGA
Branchiostoma belcheri (Belcher's lancelet) is the source of this 573-nucleotide messenger RNA. RefSeq lists its product as uncharacterized. Lineage: Eukaryota; Metazoa; Chordata; Leptocardii; Amphioxiformes; Branchiostomatidae. The record is from RefSeq and is a predicted model, not a curated record. Bases 1 to 573 code for a protein of 190 amino acids. The transcript has 5 exons.